GAAUUCAAAUUAUUAUAAAUUAAAUUAAAGAGGCAUUAAAUACACUAUAAUAAUCAAUACGCUUCUAGGAUAACGUAGUGUUAAAUUCACUUUGUAACCAUUAUUAUAAUUUGUGUCUAAUAUGAUUAAUUUUAAGGAUAACAAGAAUAAAUCUGCGCUCAGUACAAGAUGGGCUCAAAUGUCGAAACAGGAACAAAUUAUAGAGAGGAAAAAGAUGGAAAUACAGGCGAAACUAGAGGCUCAAAAGCAGGCUGCUGCUUUGGCAGCCCAAGCGAAGUUAACAAAUUUAGUCUCAAAAGACGACAAAAACCCUUCAAACAUCUUCUCCAACGAUGGCAGCUUCAUGAGCCAGUACAAGGCUUUGCUAGAAAAGCAAAAGCAGGAGAAGGAAGAUAAAGAGAGACUAGCAAAGCAAGAAGAAAGUAAUGCUAUUGCUGCUAGUAUGCCAGAAUAUUGUGAAGCUCCUCAUGAGGAACCGAAGGAGUAUUCGCACCAUGAUCAUGAGAGACGGAGGUCAGACAAAGGCAGCAGAGACAGACGUAGAUGGAGUGAUAGAGGCAAGAACCGUACUAAUAGUCCAAUGGAUGACAGAAGGCAAUCAGACAACAUCCCACCGUUGAUGCAAAUUCCAUUCAUGCCACCAGAUCAAGAGCCAAACCAUGAUAACUGGCAGGGAAACAGAGACCCUAACUCUAACGGAGAAGGGCCUGAAGGCAUGGGAUAUCCAGACUCUAAUAUGAGGCACAUGAUGAGACCAGGCCCAAAUGCGGGUCCUAGAGGUCCUGGACCAAACAUGGGCCCUGGACCUGGACCUAAUAUGGGACCUAGACCAGGAAUGAACAUGGGCCCUGGUCCAAUGAUGGGACCAGGUGGCCCCAACAUGCCCCCAAUGCCACCAGGCGGUCCUAUGCCUCCCGGAGGACCUAUGCCGCCUUUCAUGGGUGGCCCUCCAAAUUAUCCAAUGCCUCCUAAUUGGGGUCCUAAUGGACCAGGCGGACCCUGCGGUCCAGGCCCCAUGCCUCCGAACAUGUGUGGCCCUAAUGGUCCAAUGCCGCCAUUCUUUGGCCCGCCUUUCCCCCAAAUGCGCCCUAAUGGUCCACCAGGCCCACCUGGUCCUCCCAGACCCGGUCCUCCUAACUCUAUGAUGCCCCCAAAUUCAAUGAAUAAUGGCAACAUGCCAUUCAUGGGUCGUCCUCCAUUUGGUCCGAAUGGCCCGAACUUUAAUAAUGGCAAUGGCAACAUGCCGUUUAUGCCACCAAAUAUGAUGCCGCCAAACAGCAUGCACAACAUGCCUCCUAGCAACAUGCCUCCUAGCAACAUGCCUCCUAGCAACAUGCCUCCUAGCAACAUGCCUCCUAUCAACAUGCCUCCUAGCAACAUGCCUCCUAGCAAUAUGCCUCCAAGUAGCAUGUCUUUACACAAUAUACCUGAACCAAAGCCUUUGGAUUCAAUGUCGGAGAUGAACCUACAGAACAUUCCACCGCCCCUGCCGCAGCUCAGUCACAUUCCAUCACCAAAGGACGAACCUUCAUCACCAGCAAACCAAGUUUCCUCUGCAGAUUGGCCGCCGUCGGUGCUCCGCGCUGCCACGGAGGUCGCCCGGAACGGCGACCACUGGGAAAAUGUCCUGAAGGCAAUUCACUCACAAGACCAAAAUAUGUGGUUCCUUCAUAAUACGAAUUCGAAGGAGUACAAGGAAUUCCGGGAGCUAGUGGAAAAGUUCCGGAAGGAGAGUCCGGAGAGGAAACCGGAAGUCAAGCCGGAGGAUGUGUAUGAGCCCGAGUUCUGCUUGGAUGAUGAUUAUGACAGUGAUGAUGAUUACAAGCCAGCAGAUAAAAAGUUUAGUUUUGGCGACCAAGACUCCCAAAAACCAUGGAACCAGUUCAACCUAGGCAGCUCAGUGAAACGCGAAGCGGCGAGCUCACAGAGCGACGACGAAUCCGAGAGCAAGCGAGAGCGCCGCAAGAAGAAGUCUCGCUGGGGCGAUGAGCCCCCGGUGGCGGAUAUCAAGCCCCCGGGCGUAGUGGCUCCGUUACCGCCCGGCAUGGCGCCUUUACCGCCCGGCAUGGCGCCUUUACAGGGUAUGCCGCCAAUGCCUCCCGGUCUGCCACCGAUGCCGCCUCUACCAGGGAUGAAGCUGGCUAAAGUAGAAGAGGAUGGUUUGAAGCUCACAAACGUGAACCGGGCCAACCCGGCUCUGAUGCAGUAUGCCAUGACCAACUAUGGAACCAUCAACUUGAGCCCCGAGGAUUGGAAGAAGUGUGAAGACAAUUUCAAACUCAAUCUGCUGUUCCAGGAUAUGUUGAAAAAGAGGCAGGAAGUGGAGCGGCUGGCGGCAUCAGGCAAGCACAAGUACGAAUACGACAGUGAUGAAGACACCGCUGAAGGCACAUGGGAACACAAGUUACGCGCAAAAGAAAUGUACGCGACGGAGAAGUGGGCGGACGAGCUGACAAAACAGGCAGCCGGGAAACAUCACAUCGGGGACUUCUUGCCCCCUGAGGAACUGAAGAAAUUUAUGGAGAAAUAUUCCGCGGUGAAAACUGGCAAGGAGCCAGAUUUGAGUGACUACAAGGAGUUUAAACUGAAAGAGGAUAACGUUGGUUUCAAAAUGCUGCAAAAGUUGGGCUGGAGCGAGGGCCAGGGGCUGGGCGUGGAGGGCACAGGUAUCGUCGACCCCAUCAACAAGGCCAACCAGCCGGUCGCCAACAUGGGCCUAGGAGCUGCCUCCUCCGACGUGGUGUCUCCUGAUGACGACGAGUUCGAUGCCUACAGGAAGCGCAUGAUGCUCGCCUACCGGUUCAGACCCAACCCUCUGGUGAGUACCAUGUGUCAGUACUACAGCCGGUCGCCAAAAUGGGUCUAGGAGCUGCCUCCUCCGACGUGGUGUCUCCUGGUGACGACGAGUUCGAUGCCUACAGGAAGCGCAUGAUGCUCGCCUACCGGUUCAGACCCAACCCUCUGGUGAGUACCAUGUGUCGUACCACAGCCGGUCGCCAACAUGGGCCUAGGAGCUGCCUCCUCCGACGUGGUGUCUCCUGAUGACGACGAGUUCGACGCCUACAGGAAGCGCAUGAUGCUCGCCUACCGGUUCAGACCCAACCCUCUGAAUAAUCCUCGGCGACCGUAUUAUUAAGUAAACUAGAUUAUACCAUAGUCUAAUAAAACAUGGUCUUCUCUUCCCAGAGUGACACAAGCCUACGUCACAAUAACAUUGCCACUUUAUAUAGCGCUAUCGCAUAUUAUCAUAUAGCGCUGUCGCACGAUAAUGUAGGCUUGUGUCAGUCUCGUGACCACGAAAAGACGGGAAGAGAGUACCAGGCGGAGUAUAUUAUUAUACCAUGAUUAAUACAUUUAGCGCCACUUGCAUCACCCCACUAACCCGGGGUUCACCGGUUAAACCGUUAACCCAGCGUUAAAUUGUACUGGUAGCAGUGGUAACUCCAGGUUUAACUGGGUAACACCGGGUUAGUGACUGGUGCAAGAGGCCCUUAAAGUCUUAAAGAGAGGGGUAUUGUUAUGUUAUCGAGACUAAAAUGCAUCGCGCAUGAUGUACGAGUAUGUCAACUAAGUUCAGAUUUUGAUUACACAGUAUGUGCAUAUUAGUAAUUAAAAACAUGAAUAGGUAAUAUGAUGUAUUAGUUCGUGUUCAGAUAUUUUUGAGUAAAUUUGUCUGACAUUAUCAUUACUUUAUUUGAUCGCGACCGUAUUAAAUAUAACAUCACCAAUUUGAACACGUGAAAUGAGUAAAGUACAAAACAUAAUGUAUAUCAUAUAAUGUUAUAUAAGUAUAUUAUUUAACCGACUGCUGAAAAAGAGGUUAUUCAAAUAUGUUUGCCCAAAAAAAAUUGCAUAACCCAAAUAAACGACUUGACUGAUUUUAAAGUGAGAUAUCACUAGAUUUUAUAUAUGUCGGCGGCCGAUCGUAAGAUCAGGCUUAUCGUGAAAUUCCUAGGCAUAUCGUGAAACGUGAAAAUCUUUGACCCGUUCCCUGAGUCGACGGAGCCCCGCUACGCGCGGCUCCUAUUUCUGGGCAGUUUGCCCUUCGGGCAUCUGAAGCAACCUAACGAACCUAUCCUACCUACAGUCAGCAGCAGAUAUACCUGAGCGGGCAAGGUGUCCAAGAAAACAUAUGCACUUCAAUCGGCACAAAAAUAAGGACAUCUAAGAUGUCAUUUUCACGUAGGCUUUCAGUUCGUCACAAAUACCUUAACUUCUGAGUUUUUCUUUAACACAUACACCCUUAUUUAAUCACAAUGACAAUAACGGUUAAAAAGUCAGUGGUAACUAAGCAAUCAAAUUCAAGCUGCUGUCAUUAAUACCUACACGCACUGCCAAUCACGUACGUCAGCAGCCAGGGUGCCACCAGUUGCUAAGCAGUUGUUAUUUCAAUGGUAACUAAGCAUCAACAUUUUAUCUGUUUAACUUUAAAAUAAAUACUGUAGCACUACGAAUUGACACCUCCUUUCUUAAAGAAGUAUUUUAUCGUUAAGUGUCAAACUUAUACAAUAAAUAAGUAGGUUCUACUAGAAUGAUCGGUUUUUUUAUUUUAACUGUCAUAUGCAGCUGUUCUUCCAAACCGUUGAUCAUAUUAUAUACCUAUGUUAAUAUAUUUAUUUAGCCCACUUAUUGUAGUAAAAUAUACUAUACAGGGUGGCCCAUUUAGAUCGGCCAGUAUGGGAAAAUCUGAUACUAUACGAUAUACACCGAUCUCUUCUUAGGAAUCAUGUCAUCGAUUUUAGUAACACGAAAAACUGCAUUCAUACAUUUAAAAAAAUGUGUACUCAGCUCGGGAAUGGAACCCCGAACGUUUUGAAAAAUAAAACUAAGACUAUUUCUAUUUAGAUAUUGAUUGUGUAGGUCUUAAGCAAUAAAUGUUACUAUGAAACAUGAUGUCUGAAAUUAAUAAAAUGCAUUGUUUUCAUAUCCUUUUUAAUUUAGUCAGUUUUCGAAGAGACCAGCAUUUUUAGGGUUCCGUACCCAAAGGGUAAAACGGGACCCUAUUACUAAGACUCUGCUGUCCGUCCGUCUGUCCAUCGACAUCCGUCCGUCCGUCUGUCACCAGGCUGUAUCUCAGGAACCGUGAUAGCUUUACAGUUCAAAUUUUCACAAAUGAUGUAUUUCUGUUGACGCUAUUAUAAGUAACAAGAAAUACUAAAAACAGAAUAAAAUAAAGAUUUAAGUGGGGCUCCCAUACAUUAAACGUGAUUUUUGAGUAGUAAAUAUCAAAUGGCAUUCCGCACAGGAGUAAUCUAAGUAACGCCCACUGCGGGUUCAAACCUACAACGUCCUGAUAGAAAGUCGUACAUACGCUACAUGUGACAUUAUCUUCAAAAAUUAUAUAAACUAAUGCGAAAUUAACAUAAAACCAGAAGACACAAAUUAAUAAUAGAAAUGAAAUAAAAAAAAAAAACAAAAAGCUGUAAUCUCUAGGUGCGUACGACUGAGAUUUGAACCCGCGGUCUCUGCUUUGAAAAGCAAACGCCUGUUACUGAGACCACGACGUGCCUUGACAAUUGGCUCUAAAUUCGGCUUCAGUUAGCUUUUGCUAUGUGUCAUUCGUCUUGACGAUUCUGUUAAAAGAAAUAGUUUGCAGUAAGUUGACCGAGAGGCUCCUGUCAAAUGGUUGAAGGGCAAAACGUGAGAUAGAUGUAUGUGAUGACAAGACUGUACUGCUUUCGAUGAUUGUCAAAACGCUUUACCUGAAAUUAGCAUGGCUAUCUUUUAUUCAAUAUUCGACCAUACUUGUAUGCUUUAAAGUCUAUUUUUCCAUAUUGUUCAGAUAUAUUUGACACGUUGACCGCUUAGAUACCAUUGGUUUUUUGACAGCUAAGGUAUCAAUGACUUGUUGUAAGUGUAGAAAUUAAUGAAUAGCGACUGUUAACAUAUUUGUGACACGUUGAGCGCUCACAAGUAAAUACUACCAUGACAGUCAACAACUUUUUGACAGUUUAAACGUUUACCUCUCUUUGAGCACCUGGAGUGUAUAGCGACUUCUGCUGCUGACUGUACAUAUUGGUUUAAUGUGACUAUCGUCAAAACAUUACACAGGAACAUUACGAUCUGCCUGAUCUUACGAUCGGCCGCCGACAUAUAUAUGUACAGUCAGCAGCAGAUAUACCUGAGCGGGCAAGGUGUCCAAGAAAACAUAUACACUUCAAUCGUCACAAAAAUAAGGACAUCUAAGUUGUCAUUUUCACGUAUGCUUUCAGUUCGUCACAUAUACCUUAACUUCUGAGUUUUUCUUUAACACAUACACCCUUAUUUAAUAACAAUGACAAUAACGGUUAAAACGUCAGUGGUAACUAAGCACUCAAAUUCAAGCUGCUGUCAUUAAUACCUACACGCACUGCCAAUCACGUACGUCAGCAGCCAGGGUGCCACCAGUUGCUAAGCAGUUGUUAUUUCAAUGGUAACUAAGCAUCAACAUUUUAUCUGUUUAACUUUUAAAUAAAUACCGUAGCACUACGAAUUGAGACCUCCUUUCUUAAAGAAGUAUUUUAUCGUUAAGUGUCAAACUUAGACAAUAAAUAAGUAGGUUCUACGAGAACGAUCGGUUUUUUUAUUUUAACUGUCAUAUGCGGCUGUUCUUCCAAACCGUAGAGCAUAUUAUAUACCUAUGUUAAUAUAUUUAUUUAGCCCGCUUAUUGUACUAAAACAUACUAUACAGGGUGGCCACAGGUUGGCCCAUUUAGUUAGAUCGGCCAGUAUGGGAAAAUCUGAUACUAUAAGAUAUACACCGAUCUUUUCUUAGGAAUCAUGUCAUCGAUUUAAGUAACACGAAACACUGCAUUCAUACAUUAAAAAAAAUGUGUACUCAGCUCGGGAAUCAAACCCCGAACGUUUUGAAAAAUAAAACUAAGACUAUUUCUAUUUAGAUAUCGAUUGUGUAGGUCUUAAGCAAUAAAUGUUACUAUGAAAAAUGAUGUCUAAAAUUAAUAAAAUGCAUUGUUUUCAUGUCCUUUAAUUUCAUUUAGGGUUUUUAGGGUUCCGUACCCAAAGGGUAAAACGGGACCCUAUUACUAAGACUCUGCUAUCCGUCCGUCCGUCCAUCCAUCCGACCGUCCGUCCGUCUGUCACCAGGCUGUAUCUCACGAACCGUGAUAGCUAGAUAGUUGAAAUUUUCACAGAUGAUGUAUUUCUGUUGCCGCUAUAACAACAAAUACUAAAAACAGAAUAAAAUAAAGAUUUAACUGGGGCUCCCAUACAACGAACGUGAUUUUUGACCGAAGUUAAGCAACGUCGGGCGGGGUCAGUACUUGGAUGGGUGACCGUUUUUUUUUGCCUUUUUUGCAUUAUGGUACGGAACCCUUCGUGCGCGAGUCCGACUCGCACUUGCCCGGUUUUUAUUUUCAAUACAUUAUACAUAAAUUUUUUUUAAAUGAAUGAAUGCAGUUUUUCUUGUUACUAAAAUCGAUGACAUGGUUCCUAAGAAGAGAUCGGUGUAUGUCUUAUAGUUUUAGAUUUUCCCAUACUGACCGAUUUAAAUGGGCCAACCUGUGUAGUACCUACUAAAAUACGAUGGCCCGAAUCGAUCAAAGAACGAAGGAGAAAAUAAUUGUAUCCAACCUAGCAGUAGGUAAAUAUCAAAUGGCAUUCCGCACAGGAGUAAUCUAAGUAACGCUUACUGCGGGUUCAAACCUACAAAGUCCUGAUAGAAAGUCGUACAUAUUACGCUACGCUACAUCUGACAUAUCUUCAAAAAUUAUAUAAACUAAUGCGAAAUUAACAUAAAACCUGAAGACACAAAUUAAUAAUAAAAAUGAAACCCAAAAGAAAUAAAAAGCUGUAAUCUCUAGGUGCGUACGACUGAGAUUUGAACCCGCGGUCUCUACUUUGAAAAGCAAACGCCUGUGACUGAGACCACAACGUGCCUUGACAAUUGGCUCUAAAUUCGGCUUCAGUUAGAUUUUGCUAUGUGUCAUUCGUCUUGACGAUUCUGUUAAAAGAAAUAGUUUGCAGUAAGUUGACCGAGAGGCUCCUGUCAAAUGGUUGAAGGGCAAAACGUGAGAUAGAUGUAUGUUAUGACAAGACUGUACUGCUUUCGAUGAUUGUCAAAACGCUUUACCUGAAAUUAGCAUGGCUAUCUUUCAUUCAAUAUUCGACCAUACUUGUAUGCUUUAAAGUCUAUUUUUCCAUAUUGUUCAGAUAUAUUUGACACGUUGGCCGCUUAGAUACCAUUGGUUUUUUGACAGCUAAGGUAUCAAUGACUUGUUGUAAGUGUAGAAAUUAAUGAAUAGCGACUGUUAACAUAUUUGUGACACGUUGAGCGCUCACAAGUAAAUACUACCAUGACAGUCAACAACUUUUUGACAGUUUAAACGUUUACCUCUCUUUGAGCACCUGGAGUGUAUAGCGACUUCUGCUGCUGACUGUAUAUUAUAAAAACAUUGCCAUUGUUUUAUCUGUUUUUAUUGUAUUUUAAAGUUAGAAUCUGGUCUCAAUCCACGGGUGGUAGGUAGCUAUUUGUUAAAAAAUGUGUAAAAAGAUAACUAUAAUUUAAGUAUUUCAGAAACUUUCAUGUAACUAGUAACUACAGUCAUGUAUUUAACUGUAAGUACAGUCGACGUCAAAGAUAUGUUUACACUUUUCGCCUUAUUACAAAGGAGUAAGGUGCAAAAGUGUAAACAUAUCUUUGACGUCGAAUGUACAUUUACUAGAGUUAUUACAUUUAUUCUUUCUAUUUUAGUCUGCAUAAUGUCUUUCAGAGCCAAAUUGUGUUUAUAUUAUAAAUCUAUUAAUUGUAUAGUUAUUAAGCUUUCUAUCAAACAACAGACUUGAUUCAUUCAACUAAAGGCAUUAUACUUACUUUAUGUAUAUUAUUAAGCACAAUUUGUGGCAUACUUUCAUAAAAAAUACAUACUUACAUUUUA
Molecule: messenger RNA, 8873 nt
Organism: Cydia fagiglandana
Lineage: Eukaryota; Metazoa; Arthropoda; Insecta; Lepidoptera; Tortricidae
Product: SURP and G-patch domain-containing protein 1-like
Exons: 13
Coding region: 122-2866 (914 amino acids)
Biological process (GO): RNA processing
Cellular component (GO): nucleoplasm
Molecular function (GO): RNA binding
Source: RefSeq, a predicted model, not a curated record